UCGAGUGCAACCGUGGUUAGUCUAACGGGCUUCCCGUUCGGUGUGGAUCAUAACACAUGGUGAUAUAAUAUAUCCUGGACUUGUACCUGAACCACCUAUGAUUGUUUGGUGUUUCUCCGGUGUCACCUGCCUUCUUUAUUCUGAGGUGUUUAUUCUUUGUUUCAUGGGGGGACAAAUCGCCCUUUUUUUAAACAAAAUCUCCCGUGGCAUUUCCCGUAACACCCGUUUUCUAGAACAAGAAAAAGUCUUCCGAUCUUCCGGGAUCUUUCUAGGGCAUCUUGAAGUAGGACCCUGUCGCACGGAAGUAACCGGGGGAUCGAAUUUGUAUGACGAUUCUUGUCAGGCCCUCCAGCCCCGGUAGGACCAGAUCCUGACGCCAUCUGCAUGUCUUUUCUUAAGAACUGUCUUGAUGCAGAACCAAGAUAUCCACGAGGGGUUCUUCACCGCUCCUUUCGCGGACCCUGUAGCGGUGCAAG
This is a messenger RNA of Aspergillus caelatus, 476 nucleotides long. RefSeq lists its product as uncharacterized. NCBI's taxonomy places the organism in Eukaryota, Fungi, Ascomycota, Eurotiomycetes, Eurotiales, Aspergillaceae. The coding region runs from base 98 to 361 and encodes 87 amino acids. The transcript has a single exon. The record is from RefSeq and is a predicted model, not a curated record.